CGUCACGUCCGGUUAUGCGUCUGUGGGGCGGUGCGGAACGGAGUCUAAUGUAAAUACACCAGUUUUCCAGGACCAAACUUGGGCUGCUGCGUGGGAACUCCGACCCGUGCCGAAUUCUAGUAAGCCUGCAGUUGACGGGAACGUGGCUAUUCCAGUGAGCGACUUCGUUCUGCGCCGGGACGGCUUAACCGCGCGCGGCAGGUGCGCAUGCGCGACGUGGGAGCACAGGGUGGAAGGGUCUUCGCUACGGUCGUGUCUGUGAGGGAGCCGCCACCGGGUUCCGUACAACGCGGCUGAGGUACCGGAUACAGACGGUGACCGGAAAGGCUGAUCCGGCCGUGUUGCUGGGCGCACUGCCUUCGAGGUGGGCGCCAAGUCAAUAGCGGUUGUUAAUCGAGCAAGUGCCCAGGAAGGACAAGAGAGAGUGUUGGAUCCUCUGGAAUUGGAGUAUAAACUUAUGUCAGCCACCCUGUGGGUACUAGAAAAUCAACUCAGCCAGCUUCUCUACAAGAACAGCAAGUGCUCUGAACAGCUGAGACAUCUUUCCAGCCCUAAGUACCCCAUGUUGGAAGAUGCCAGCUACUGCUUAUGAAAGGGUAGUUUAUAAGAGCCCCUCGGAGUACCACUACAUGAAAGUCUGCUUAGAGUUUCAGGAACACGGGGUUGGACUGAAUGGAGCCCAGUUCAAACAGCUACUUGUUUCAGCGCUGAAAGACCUGUUUGGGGAGGUUGGCGCUGCUUUACCUGUGGAUGUUCUCACCUAUGAUGAGACCACACUGUCAGCCAUCUUGAGAGUAUGCAGCAGUGGUCUGGCCAAAUUGUGGAGCUCUUUGACCCUGUUUGGAGCCUAUAAAGGCAAGAAAUGUGCCUUCAGAGUGAGUCAGGUGUCUCCCUUUCUCCUCGCGUUAUCUGGCAAUAGCAGGGAACAAGUAUUGGACUGAGCUCUUACAGUUCCAGAUACGAACGCUCGACAGUGUCCUUAGGUGUCUACACAGUUUGGAAACAAGCAGGCUAAAGCCCCUAUUGUUGACAUUCGGAGAUGCUGAAGAUGUGGAGUGGGCUUCAGAGGAGACUGUGGCAGCAUCGCGUGGUACCAGCAGGGCAGUGUUUCCAGUGUGUGCACGUGAAAGUUGGAGACCGCGCUGAACUCAGCAGAGCCUUCACACAGCAGGACGUGGCUACCUUCUCAGAGUUAACAGGAGACGCCAAUCCUUUGCAUUUAAGUGAAGAUUUUGCAAAGCACACCAGGUUUGGAAAGACAGUUGUGCAUGGAGUUUUGAUAAAUGGACUUAUUUCAGCUCUCCUGGGCACUAAAAUGCCAGGGCCAGGCUGUGUGUUUCUUUCCCAGGAGAUUAAAUUCCCAGCUCCUUUGUAUAUUGGAGAAGUGGUUUUAGCAUCGGCAGAAGUGAAAAGGUUGAAGCAGUCUGUUGCUGUUGUUGAAGUGUCCUGCUGUGUAAUAGAAAGUAAGAAGACAGUUAUGGAAGGCUUGGUUAAAGUUAUGGUCCCAGGAGCUCCUAGAUCCUGAAAUAGAAAUGUAAAGUUGUACGUUCAGAC
Rattus rattus (black rat) is the source of this 1554-nucleotide messenger RNA. RefSeq names its product ribonuclease P/MRP subunit p14 (gene Rpp14). NCBI's taxonomy places the organism in Eukaryota, Metazoa, Chordata, Mammalia, Rodentia, Muridae. Gene Ontology annotation, cellular component: ribonuclease P complex. The transcript is spliced from 7 exons. Gene Ontology annotation, biological process: tRNA 5'-leader removal. The record is from RefSeq and is a predicted model, not a curated record. Bases 573 to 941 code for a protein of 122 amino acids.